UCGUCGAAUAGUAGGCGGAACGACGGUUCAGCCCCAUCAGUAUCCUUGGCUGGUGUCACUUAUGCUUGGCCCAAAGCUUCAUUGCGGUGGAGCCAUUAUAACAGACCAGCACAUCCUGACCGCUGGACAUUGUAUAACAUUUGGUGUGAGCUUCAAAGACCUGACAGUAAACGUUGGUAUGCAUGACCGUUUAGGGUCGUCAUUUACUGUGGUGCGGCUAAAACAUGGGGUGAAGCACCACGCCUUUACUUCGAAUGCCGUUCGGGAUAUAAACGAUAUUGCUGUUCUGACUUUGGAUAGAAAACUGAACUUUUCCGACACAGUACGACCCAUCUGUCUACCCGAUGAGAAUAUGGAUUUUCGAGACACGUUUUUAACUGUAGCUGGCUGGGGAAAGACUAGGCAAGGAGCCCUGACUUCCUCCCGAUACUUAUUGGAGACCAGGGUUAAGUUAGUGGAUAUGCGGACUUGUAGUAAGGCAACAAUUUAUAAAGAUAAUCUUGUAAGUGACACUAUGGUUUGUGCUUACAAUAUUGGAAAAGAUGCAUGCCAAGGAGACAGCGGAGGCCCGUUGUUUGCAACACACAAUAAAACCCGAAACAAGAAGUGGUACCAAGUUGGUAUAGUUUCAUGGGGAAUCGACUGCGCAAAGAAAGAUUAUCCAGAUUGUGGGAGACCAUCGGAUACCAUAGUAUCAAUGAGGAUUGUUGGGGGUAGACGAGCAGAGCCACAUUCAUUUCCAUGGACAGUUGCGAUCCUUAAAAACGAGAGAAUGCAUUGCGGUGGAGCGAUGAUAACUGACAGACAUAUUCUGAGUGCAGGACACUGUUUUAAAUGGGAUAAUAUUCAAGAUAUGAUGGCAUUGAUUGGUCUGGAUAACUUGGACUAUUUAGCCGAGGUGGAGAAAAGGAAUAUAUCUAGUGUGAAAAUACACGAGCGUUUUACGUCCACUGCGGUUCGCGAUGAAAACGAUAUCGCUGUUGCUACUUUAAAUACACCAGUGGAUUUUAGUGAUAACAUUGUGCCUAUAUGCCUUCCGAAACCAGGCCAAGAUUUUUCCAAUAGGGUAGGCACAAUAGUUGGUUGGGGUCGGGUUGGCGUUGAGAAGACCUCUUCAAAGGUUCUCUUAAAGGCGAGCCUACGAAUAUUGACAGAUGAAGAGUGCAUCAAGUCGAAACUGUCACAGCAUCUAAAGCCGACCAUGAUGUGUGCAUUCUCGAAGGGAAAAGAUGGCUGUCAGGGUGAUAGUGGAGGCCCUCUAUUGGUGUUUGAACCAGAUGGACAUUACGUUCAAGCAGGAGUAGUAUCAUGGGGUAUCGGAUGUGCUGAUUCAAGGUAUCCAGGCGUUUACACAAAAGUUAGUAACUACAUAGAUUGGGUCAAACGACAUUCUUCCAGUGGCGAGACAUGCGACGAAUAAAAUAAUUAUGUGUUUCCGCUACAUGUAUUUGAAUUAUUUAUAU
Pieris rapae (cabbage white) is the source of this 1463-nucleotide messenger RNA. RefSeq names its product serine protease 42. Bases 62 to 1420 code for a protein of 452 amino acids. The record is from RefSeq and is a predicted model, not a curated record. The transcript has 11 exons. Gene Ontology annotation, biological process: proteolysis. Gene Ontology annotation, molecular function: serine-type endopeptidase activity. NCBI's taxonomy places the organism in Eukaryota, Metazoa, Arthropoda, Insecta, Lepidoptera, Pieridae.